Messenger RNA from Zasmidium cellare ATCC 36951, 6189 nucleotides. RefSeq lists its product as uncharacterized. Bases 1 to 6189 code for a protein of 2062 amino acids. NCBI's taxonomy places the organism in Eukaryota, Fungi, Ascomycota, Dothideomycetes, Mycosphaerellales, Mycosphaerellaceae. The transcript has 5 exons. The record is from RefSeq and is a predicted model, not a curated record.
AUGGCAGUCUCUGUCGCAGCGUAUCGCGAAGAUCCCCUUGCCCUCGAAUCGCCCAGACGCGACAUCCAGCCACCGAAAUUUCCACGGGGUGAUCGAAAUGGAUUGAAGACGCGUAUCAAAGCCCUGGUCGGGUUUUGGGAGAAUGUGACAAGCUCUAAUGGAUUGGAUGCGAGGCGUAAGAGUGGUGAUGUCGGCGAGAGAUCCGUGCGACCGGCGAACGAGGCAGAUAUCGUAGCACGCGACCUCUUCAGACCUUAUCAAAACCAUGUUCUUCAGACUGCCGCUCCACCAUGCUAUGAGGAUUGCUUGCAAGAUCUGCCGCCGGACUAUACUUCAACGGAUAGUUGCGCGAUCGCACGAGACCUCAAAGAUGUGGAAAUUGUCACCGAGGCUUGCAUAGACACAGAUAAGUCUGCUCGGCCAACACAGCUGCUGGGAAGCAUAUUUGAUGUAAAAGUCGACUUGUCUCAGAUUGAAAAUGUUCGGUCUCACGCGAACAAGAAGGCGAAGAAAGCCGCCAAGGCUGCGCAGCGUGACAAGUGGGCAGACAGCGACAACGAAGAGAAGAAGGAAGGUGGCGAAGGAGAAGGCGGAGAGGGAAACGGUGAUGGAGACGCCGGUGCAGGAGGUGAUGGGGGUGGGGAUCCUCCCGGCGGAGGAGGUGGAGACGAUGGAGAAGACUGGUGGGAUACUGGCAAAAAGGGCAAGAAGAAGAACAAGAAGAAGAGCCCGUGGGAAGAGUUAGAAGAGGAAGAAGAGAAGAAAAAGGAGGAAGAAGCGAAGAAGGCUGAAGACGAAGCUGCUGCGGGCGCUGGCGCUGGCGAAGCAGAUGCCCUCGAUGAGUGGGGCUCAUUUGCGACUGUGGGCAAGAAGGGGAAAAAGAAGAAGGGCAAAGCUGAUCCAGACCCAUUCCCAAUCGAGCCUGAACCAGCGCCAGUCGAACCUCCUCCGACUGCUGAUGCUGGUGGAGAGGAUGGUUGGGGUGGUUUUACAACUGCUAGCAAGAAGAAGAAGGGCAAGAAGGGCAAGGUCGAGCUGGAGCCAGAGCCUGAACUGCCAAAGGACCCGGAGCCUGCAUUGGACACGAUCGAUCUUGGUGCGGGUGCAAAUGCAGAUGCUGCUGAUGACUGGGGCGCUUUUGCGACAGUCGGCAGGAAGAAGAAGAAGAAGAAGGGCGAACCAGAUACGCCACCUGAACCUGUGGCAGAGCCUCCUGCUCCCGAGCCAGCAGCAGCCGACGAUAUCGACGAUUGGAUGUCUUUUGGCAAAAAGGACAAGAAGAAGAAGAAAGGCAAGACCGAUACCACAACAGACGCGCCCGCAGAUCCGGCGAACGACAUGAAAUUUGACGACAUCAAUCUCAAUGACGACAAGAAUGCACCUAAACUCGAUCUCGACUUCGGACUAGGCAAGAAGGCUGAGCCAGAAAAGUCCAGCGGCUUCAGCUUUGGAUGGGGCAGUGGAUGGGGUGCAGGCACGACAUCAUGGGGGUUCGGCAGUGCGGCUGACGAGAAGCCGAAGGAGGAGGACACGUCGUGGAACUUCGCGUCCGAUGACAAGAAGAGCAAGAAGGACAAGAAGAAAUCCAGCGCGUUCGACUUCAGCUUCGACGAUCUCGAUGGCACAGGCGACGCGAGCCUGGAUCUUGGCGCGCCCGCCGUGAAAGAGGAGCCGAAGGAGGAGGAUCCAUGGGGAGGCUUCACGUCUUCCAAGGACAAAAAGAAGAAGAAGAAGGGCGCGGUCGCUGAGCCGGAGCCUAUCGUUGAAGCUCCUCCACCUCCGCCUCCAGUCGAGGAGAAGCCUCCCGAGGAUGAUCCGUGGGCCUCGUUCUCCACCAAGAAGGACAAGAAGAAGAAGAAGGGCGCGUCGAUGUGGGAGCCGGAACCUAUCCCUGAACCAGAACCUAUCCCCGAACCCGAACCCGUCAAGGAAGAGAAGAAGGAGGAAGAUGAUAUGUGGGGUUCUUUUGGCAUGUCUGCGAAGGACAAGAAGAAGGCGGCCAAGAAAGCAGCGAAAGCAGGCAAGGAAGAGGAGAAGCCUGUCGAAGAGCUACCUCCUCCUCCAGAGCCGGAACCAGAACCUGUCGUCGAUGCCUUCGAUGGAUGGGGCACUGCUGGAAUGAAGAAGAAGGACAAGAAGAAGAAGGCUGGCUUUGGAUUCGACUGGUCUGAAGAACCCGCUGAUCCGGCCUUAGACGUUCCCGCUCCAGCUGUCCCCGAGCCAGAGCCUGCUGCCAACGACUGGUUGAGCGGCGGUUGGGCCGAUACCACGAGCAAGAAGAAGAAGGGCAAGAAAGACGUGAUCGAAGAAGUCCUUCCGCCAGCUCCUCCUCCACCUCCGGCGAUCCCAGAGCCAAUCGCUGACGACAAGCCAGCCGACGAUUGGUUUGGCGGAUUUGGUACGAAGAAAGACAAGAAGGGAAAGAAGGGCAAGUUUGAUGCUUUCGACCCCCCAGCGCCCGAACCACCUGCGAUGAUCGAAAAUGCCUUCAUGAUGCCCGAGGCUGUGGUUGAACCCAAAGCUGAAGAGGACGACUGGAUGAAUUCGUGGUCGACCGGCACGAAGAAGAAGGCGGGCAAGAAGGAUAAGAGCAAGGGCAUUACGGAAGUGUCUGAUCCGAGCCCUGGAGCCUCUGUGUUGCUUCCUGAGUCCGUUCAAGAGAAGUCUGCGGAAGAUGAUCCUUGGGCAUCGUGGACGACUGGCAAGAAAGCCAAAGCCAAAGGCAAGAAGGGCAGCGCCUUCGAUCCUAUACCGCCGGCCGUUCCCACGCCGCCCGACUUCGACAAUGACCCUGCUGCGGAUGCCACUGCAGGUGCCGAUCUGCUGGACAUGGCAGCACCACCAGCUGACGAUCCAUGGAGCUUUACCACGUCUACCAAGAAGAAGGGUAAGACGGACAAGAAGGGGGCCAAAGUGGCAGAGCCAGUCAAAAUUGACGAAGUCAAGCUGUCCAAGACGAAGUCCAAAGACUCGAAGACGGCAGCCGAUGACAUGUUCGACUUUGCGGACGAAGCACCACUCGCACCCGAUCCAGAGCCUGUCAAAGAUGAGAAGAAAGACAAAAAGGACAAGGAUAAGGACAAGGCAUCUUCUGGCUGGGGUGGUAUUUGGGGCAGCAGCACGAAGACCAAAACACCCAAGGAGACUGCGCAAGAGCAGAAAGAACGCGAGAAGAAGGAGAAAGCCGAACGCGAGGCUGCUGCAGCUGAGGCACAACGCAAGGCCGAUGAGGAAGCCUUCGCUGCAGCGCUCGGAGAAGAUCCAAACGAUAUGCUCGACUUCGAAGAGGACCCUCUCCCGCCGCCACCGACCACGAAGUCUUCCAAGACCAAGGAUGCCAAAGACAGCAAGAAGAAGGGCGCCGACAAGUUGAGCAAAGUCGACAGCAAGUCCAGCAAGAAAUCGGAACCGAAAGAAGAUCCUAUCGUCGACAUGCCGGAGCCAGAUCCCAUGCUGGAGUUUGACGACUCCAAAAAGGCCGACGGCUGGGGAUUCUGGGGUUCGUCGCUCAAGUCAUCUAAAAAAGCCACACCCGCUGCGGCAACGAAUAAUAAAAUUGGACUUGACCCGUGGGCCAAUCAGAGCGCGGGGGCGAACGGUUUCCCGAAGAUGCCAGAUCUCUCUUUUGGAGGACAGGACUUCACGUCAGCAAUGUCGCCUCCCAAGGCAGAAGCAACGACGACGUCCAAGUCCAAGGGCGCUGUUAAAGGCGCCAGCAUCCACGACCGCAUCAAAGCCUUGCAGGGCGACGCACCAAUCGACGCCAAACCCUCGAAGUCAAAGAGAGACGCUAGCUCCGUCACCCCACUUUGGGGCGAGCCUGCAUUUGAGCCAGAACCUGAACCUGAGCCAGUCUUUGAGGUACCAGCUCCAGCUGCUGACAAGAACUCGAAGAAGGCUGCUGCCGCAUCCAAGUCCUCCAAGAAGGACAAGAAGGAGCCUGCGCCCGCUGACCCUCCUCCGCCGCCAUCUAUCUCUCCCGUUCCUGGCGGAUUCCCUGUUGACGACUUUCUCGACGACCAUCCUGAGAUGGUGUCAUCGCCCAAGAAGACGUCGUCUAAGGAUAAGAAGGCUUCCUCCAAGUCUACCAAGAAGGACUCCAAGUCCAAGACUGAGCCGGCCAUCGUUGAGGCACCGCCUGCGACUGAUUUCGACGACCUUCUUGGUCCAGCUGACGAGCCGCCAGAACUUCCCACUCCACCUCCAGAGGAGAAGAGGUCUUCCAAGAAGGAGCGACCAAAGGUUGUGCGCGACCAGGGCACAUCUUCGUGGGGCUUCUGGGGUGCGACGCCGGCCAAGAAAACGUCAACCAAGAAGGAUUCAAACUCGAAGGAUGGGACUGUGUCGCCAACCUCCAAAGACCGACCUGCUGGCCUGACUCGAUCGAAAUCAGAGCGGAAGUCGUCGGCCAAGGACCCCUUCGAGAAGGCUUCGAAGUCUUCUGGCUCCGACAAGGAUGUCAAGAAGGAAUCGAAGUCACGACCGAGUACCUCUCGUGGAUUCUCGCUGUUUGGUGGCCCGCCUCCGUCGCGCUCCAAGUCGACACGACAGUCGUCGUCCGCCGCUAAGCCAAGCUCUCGUCGCCACUCGACCGCCGUCGAUGACAACGGUCUGAUGUCGCCGCCUCCGGAUGACCAUGAGAUGUCUGCGAAGGCCGCGAAAGUCAUGGGUGUCAGCCGAUCCAAGUCUACCAAAGAAAAGAGUCGCAAGGUCCCUGACCCUUACUCACUCGACUCUGAUGACCUUGUCAUGGUUGAUGGGCCCGAAGACUCCGCCAAGGACAUCGCAGAACCGAAGGAGCGCAAGAAGUCAUCGAAAACGAAGCGCCAUUCUUCGUACAUGUCGGGCGGGCUCGGCGCUGCUGAUGAUGAGGAGAUGAUUGAUGCACCACGCCAGUCAGACGAGGCCAAGGUCUUCUCUGGACCUGAUGACCUGGCUUUUGUUGAACGGCCUACUCCCGUCAGGCGCACUACUUCCAGCGCGAAGAAGCCUGGUAUCAUGGGCGGCAUCUUGGGUGCUUUCUCCUCGCGACCAACGCCCGAUCGCCGCCAAAGCAAGGCCUACGAAAGCGAGGAUGGUGCUGCACGCCGCAAGCGAGGAUCUGUCUACGACGACGAGUACACUAAGCGUCUGCGACGGGAGGACCGCAAAGUCAACCGUCCGCGCAAGGCUUCCGGUGGCGACGGUUUUACUGACGCUGCGCCCGUGACUGAUUUCGAAGACGCAGAAGCCAAGGAAGCACGUCGCAGGGAGAGACGCGAGAGGCGCGAUCGGGAAGCAGCUGAAGAUGAAGCCAGAGCAGCUCGACGACGUGAGAAGGAUGAUACUCGCCGCGCAAAAGCUCGAGAGGAAGAAGAACGCCUUGCACGGGAGGACGAAGAGCGCGAGGCUCGGAAACGGGAGGAACGACGUGCACGCCGUGCUGAACGCGAGGCUCGACGUGUUGAUGAGGAUCGCGCCGCUCGUGAAGAAGAGAGAGCACGCGAGGAGCGCCGAGAGCGAAGACGUGAGAAAGAACGCCAGCGCAUGGAUGAAGAGGCUGCGGCAUCAAAGCCAAAGACCGACCGUCGACGAUCGUACAUGGAUGCACCAGAAGACGACGAAGCUCGACGUAUCAGACGGGAAGAGCGCAAGCUGCGCCGCAGUGUGGAUCAGGGUGCGGAUAAGGAGCGACCGCGGACUUCACGUCGCCGCUCUGAUUAUCCCAUUGAUGACUACUUUGACAAGCGCAAUGGUGAGCAAUCCCCUCGUGAAAGUGGCGCGAUUCCAGCGCCGAUUGCUCACGCUAUCAAGACCGGCGGCGAUAAAACCGCUUCAUGGGUCAACUCGGUCAACGAUGACCCACCGCCGCCUCCUCCGAUCGAGGGCACCAUCAUCGAUGCCCCGGUGCAUUUCGCCGAAGACAAUGCACCCGAUCCGCUCGACGAGACGACGGCUCGUGAGUUCCGUCACCGGCGGAGACGAGAGCGGGACAGCUAUUACGCAGACGAAGAUAGCGAACGUCGUCGCAGGAGACGCGAGAGGGAGAAUGUGAAGAGCAGCGAUGGCAGCUCGCACGACCGCCGCAGGAGCUAUGCUGGGCCUAAUAACAGCAUGGGCUUCAAUGACAUGGGCGUUCGGACGUGGGAUGGCAGACCUGCGAUGCCGCCUUCUGGCAAGAGUUGGUUCAAGAAGAUUGCUGGGUUGUAG